GAAUCGUUGUCAUUACGAUACUCCUCCAAACUAACUGCAGUUAGAGAAACAAUGGCCCGCACCAAGCAGACCGCCCGCAAGUCCACGGGAGGGAAAGCCCCUCGCAAGCAGCUGGCCACCAAGGCCGCCCGCAAGUCCGCCCCUGCGUCAGGAGGCGUCAAGAAGCCCCACCGAUACCGCCCCGGCACGGUGGCCCUGCGGGAGAUCCGUCGCUACCAGAAGUCCACGGAGCUGCUCAUCCGCAAGCUGCCCUUCCAGCGCCUCGUCAGGGAGAUCGCGCAGGACUUCAAGACGGACCUGCGGUUCCAGAGCGCGGCCAUCGGGGCGCUGCAGGAGGCCUCCGAGGCUUACCUGGUGGGCCUGUUCGAGGACACCAACCUGUGCGCCAUCCACGCCAAGAGGGUCACCAUCAUGCCCAAGGACAUCCAGCUGGCCAGGCGCAUUCGGGGCGAAAGGGCUGCUUCUGGACGCGCGCACCUGGGGAAGCGAUGGCCCGCACCAAGCAGACGCCCCCGCAAGUCCACGGGAGGGAAAGCCCUCGUAAGCAGCUGGCCACCAAGGCCCCGCAAGUCCGCCCCUGCGUCAGGAGGCGUCAAGAAGCCCCACCGAUACCGCCCCGGCACGGUGGCCCUGCGGGAGAUCCGUCGCUACCAGAAGUCCACGGAGCUGCUCAUCCGCAAGCUGCCCUUCCAGCGCCUCGUCAGGGAGAUCGCGCAGGACUUCAAGACGGACCUGCGGUUCCAGAGCGCGGCCAUCGGGGCGCUGCAGGAGGCCUCCGAGGCUUACCUGGUGGGCCUGUUCGAGGACACCAACCUGUGCGCCAUCCACGCCAAGAGGGUCACCAUCAUGCCCAAGGACAUCCAGCUGGCCAGACGCAUUCGGGGCGAAAGGGCGUAGACUGACCAGAGGCCCGGGAGGAGGCGGAGGGCGCGGCGUCGCCUUCCGCGACAGCGAAAAGCAAGUCCUUUAGAGUAAGGCUGUCCGGUGAAUGCGUCUGUGGAUUAUUAUAAACAAAAAAAGGAAUCACAUAGACUCCGUGGUACAUGUAAGAAUGACUUUCCAGCCCAUCACAAUGGAAAUACUGUAUGUUCAUAUUGAAUAGCAAUAAACGAGAAAAGACAUUG
This is a messenger RNA of Penaeus vannamei (Pacific white shrimp), 1124 nucleotides long. The record is from RefSeq and is a predicted model, not a curated record. NCBI's taxonomy places the organism in Eukaryota, Metazoa, Arthropoda, Malacostraca, Decapoda, Penaeidae.